CAACCGCACGCAACGCAGGCGUUCUAUCAUCCGCGACUUGCGCGGCCCUGCAGCGUCUAUGGUCUCGGAGGCACCCGAUCGCGCCCGAAAUUUCCGUUGUUCGCCCUCUCAAGCAUCCACGGUUGAAGGCGCGCGCGCUCCUUCCCUUCGCUCACUGUCUUUCUCCCUCUCAGGGCACUACGGGUGUUCGCUGCCGAGAUCGCUUCGACCGCUGGACGAGGCUCGGGAUUCAGCAGCCGGCGGCGUGCGAUGCACGUUGCUCGUCGAGUCGCUCCCUGGGCACAAUGUUUACGAGCACAUGGUAGAGGCCGAGUGACGCUGUCUUUUCUCUUGAGGGUUGGAGCGGUCGGAGUGUUCCGCUUUUCUAGAGCAGCUCCUGAGAGCAGUCUGUAAAUUUCUCGACUUAAAAAUUUCGUGUCAUGGGGCUUUUAAAUCGACCGGAGUCGUAAGCGCGGUCAGGUAGUUUUAACUCUGCGACGGUGCUAUCUAUGUGCGACCACGCAGUGUAGGAAGUAUCGAGGGAAGCCGACCCUGUUCUUCAAGACUCAAAGGCGGCUGGACGGAAGUUUUUGACCUGGUCUUGUGUAACGAGGUGUCCGCCUUAAGACAACAAUGAGUUCUGAUUGUUUCAAGUUCUGAAAGUUGUAAGACUGCAACAGCGUGGCUCUUGAGACAGCGAGAAGUGGAUCAUCGUUUUUCAGCGGCCUGCGAAGAAGGAAAGCACCACGCACUGUCCGGUCAUCUCCUGACUACGAGAUGAGCCCGGCUGGACGAUCAUCGCUGUUGACCGCAGCCGGUUCGAGGCAGAAGAGAAACACGGCAUUCUUUGUGGCGGUCGCAGCUGUUCUCUUCACCGCGGCGAGCAUCUCAGGACAAGCUUCGCCUGACGUGAUUCGCAUCGGUGUGGUGUACGACCAGGACACCUCUCCCGAGGAGCACAAAUUGCUCUCGCAGUCUCUGGAAAGAGCAAACCUGAACGUCAGUGACACACCACAUGUUGCGUCGGAGAAUAUCGCAAGUGGGCAUCCACGAGGUACCGGCGCUUCGGACAGCGUUCGUCGCCUAAGCCUGGCUACCGUGACGCUGAACGCCGACGACAUCCUGCGGUCAUCCAAGAAGCUGUGCAGACUUUUCGAGCAAGGCUUGCUGGCAGUGCUGGGACCACGGCAGCCGGAGACAGCUUCGCUGGUACGCACCACUUCCUUCAGGCACAGGAUGGCGCUGUUCUACUCUCACCGUGACGACGAUGCUCACUUUCGAGUCGCACCUGACUCGGUGUCCAUUACGCUGUCGCCUUCUCCCGUUGAGCUUAGCCAGGCGCUGAGGGAUCUUGUGGAAGCACAGCAAUGGGCACACUUCACGAUUAUCUACGAGAGACCGGAGGCGCUGGUGCGACUUCGUGGGCUCCUCAACAUGCAAUCACGCUUUGGUGGUCAGCCUGUGCCGGUGUCGCUUCGGAUGCUGACAGAGAAGGAAGAUCCAAGGCCCUUGUUGCGGGAAAUUGCAAAGUCUGGAGACAGCAACGUUGUCCUGGACCUUGCCGCGGAGCGACUUUCCAAGGUGCUCAAAGUGGCGCAAAAAAUAGGAAUCAUAACGGAGUAUCACAGCUACGUUGUGACAACACUGCAGGAUAUGCACACUCUGGACCUCACGCCCUUCCAAUACUCGGGAGCAAACCUCACUGGCUUCGAACUGCUGAACAGGGAGCUGUGGGAGCAAGACAUCGGUGCCGUCCGCCAGGCAUACGCUCAAAAAGGCGUUUAUCCCAUAUUCCUCGGGCAGAGGCGUUCCAGAAACCCCAUGCGGACAGAGGCUGCACUUGCUCAAGACGCAGUGAAUAUCCUCGCAAAAGGAGUGGGGAGCUUGGCGAGAACAGGAAAGCUGGGCCUCCCACCUGCUGUAUGCUGCCGUGGGAAUCAUUCCUUUGAGGUGUGGGAGCAGUCUCGGCUUCUUGUGGACGCUGUGAAGAAGACGCCUUUCUCUGGUAUGACUGGUCCUGUCUGGCUCGACCAUAUGGGUCGCCGGCGCAAUGUAUCUCUUCACGUGGUGAAGCUGAAACGAGGAGGGCUGAGUUCAGUCGGAACGUGGAGCCCAUCGUCGGGGUUGCACAUGACCCGUAUGGAGAAGACAUUCCAGGAAGAAGUGCUGAGCACGCUGAGGAACAAGACCUUAAGGAUUACCACAAUUCUGAACGCACCGUAUGUGAUGCUGAAAGCGUCUGCUCGCAAGCUCAGUGCCAACGACCGCUUCGAAGGAUUUUGCGUGGAUCUCCUUCGUGAAAUCUCUCGGAACCUAGGGUUUCGUUAUCAUAUCAGGCUAGUCAGGGACGGCGCACAUGGCACCAGAGACGCCAAAGGCCGUUGGAAUGGCAUGGUCCGUGAACUGAUUGACAAGGAGGCGGACCUAGCCGUAGGGGACCUGACCAUUACGUCCGCUCGCGAAGAAGCCGUGGAUUUCACGCUCCCUUUUAUGACGCUGGGAGUGAGCAUCCUGUUCAGCAAGCACCAAGAGGAACACUCUCUCUUCUUCUUUCUCUCGCCCCUCUCCGUUGAUGUGUGGUUGUGUGUGGCCGCUGCUCACGUGGUAAUAAGUCUGUUGCUCUGCUGCGUGACGCGCGUCGAAAGCGCCCGGGCCAGAAGCAGGAGCGCUGCCGAAACGCGCUGUUACUGCAAUUGCCACGAAAGCACAGCUGGGUGUGGUCAAGACUGCGUCGGAGAAAAGAUAGGCGGUUGUUCGCAGCUCGACAUUAUACAAGUGAAAACGAAUGGCACCGGUGCGAUGAUACGUCAUGGUGAAAGGACGUGCAGGGGCACUGAAAGCCUUGACACGACGGGCAUUGUGAAGAACCAAUUGACCUUGCUCAACAGCCUCUGGUUCACGAUCAGCUCAAUCAUGCAACAAGGAUGUGAACCUUUACCAAGGUCUGCCUCGACGUGCAUCAUUGCUGCAACCUGGUGGCUCUUUUCUUUUGUGCUGGUGUCCUCCUACACCGCGAACCUAGCCUCGUUUCUGACGCGUGAGCGGCUUCGGUCGCCCAUUGAAAGCGUCGAGGAUCUCGCCGAGCAGUCGGAAAUACGCUACGGUUGCGUGCGCUCUGGAUCGACACAGGCAUUUUUCCAGGAAUCGAGGCACGAAACGUACGAGCGCAUGUGGCAUGCCAUGAGAGAGGACGUGGUACCUUCGAACGCACAAGGUGUGGCACGGGUUGAACGCGGUGGCUACGCUUUCCUUAUGGAGUCCACCAGCAUCGAGUACGUGGUCCAACGCCGGUGUCGGCUAACGCAAAUUGGUGGGCUAUUGGACUCCAAGGGAUACGGCAUCGCGCUGCCUCAUGGGUCGCCGUACCGAAGCUUCUUCUCAUCGGCCAUUCUGCGGUUACAAGAAAACGGAACCUUACACAUGCUGAAAGAACGCUGGUGGAAAGUCCAGGAUCCAAGCAGGCGCUGCCCCGAGGAAGACGGUCCGUCUAGGCCAGGUUCGGCCAGCGAGCUGGGACUUCCCAAAGUGGGCGGGGUCUUCGUUGUUCUGCUCGCCGGUCUGGGCCUCGCCUGCCUCAUUGCCUUCGUCGAGUUCUUCAUGAAAGCGCGCUCAGCGCGCAGGUGACUGCGAAUUUACAGUAGACUCGACGCAAUGGAGAUUGAAAAAAUUAAGGAACAGCUUGCAAAGAAGAUUGAUCCUGGGACGGGCUCACUUACGACUUCAUGAAGCAAGGCUCUGGACGCUAAAGAAGCACCGCAUAUGGCAAAGACGACAUUGCUGCCUGAAGACAUAUUAUGGAACAUGAUUCAAAAUAGAGACAUGUAAAACAAGCAAUCUUCAAUUGCUCUGGUUUGCAUCAAAAUAAGCAAAAAUAAAAUGAACACUUCUU
Messenger RNA from Dermacentor albipictus, 3868 nucleotides. Its product is annotated as glutamate receptor ionotropic, kainate 2-like. Gene Ontology annotation, cellular component: postsynaptic density membrane; plasma membrane. The record is from RefSeq and is a predicted model, not a curated record. Lineage: Eukaryota; Metazoa; Arthropoda; Arachnida; Ixodida; Ixodidae. Gene Ontology annotation, molecular function: transmitter-gated monoatomic ion channel activity involved in regulation of postsynaptic membrane potential; glutamate receptor activity. Gene Ontology annotation, biological process: modulation of chemical synaptic transmission; synaptic transmission, glutamatergic.